Messenger RNA from Syngnathus typhle (broad-nosed pipefish), 4337 nucleotides. RefSeq names its product cyclin and CBS domain divalent metal cation transport mediator 2b (gene cnnm2b). Gene Ontology annotation, cellular component: plasma membrane. Bases 134 to 2725 code for a protein of 863 amino acids. The record is from RefSeq and is a predicted model, not a curated record. The transcript has 9 exons. NCBI's taxonomy places the organism in Eukaryota, Metazoa, Chordata, Actinopteri, Syngnathiformes, Syngnathidae. Gene Ontology annotation, biological process: transport; magnesium ion homeostasis. Gene Ontology annotation, molecular function: magnesium ion transmembrane transporter activity.
GGAGGGACCACUGUCGUACACGUAGUGGGAAAGAAGAGGUCCUGAUGCGCGAGUCACGGCAACCCUCUGCGGAGAUGAAGGCGGACUCUGACUGGUUCUGAUUUGACAAAGUCAUUUUCAUUCAGCAGGUUGCAUGCCACUAGUGGUCAUUAUGGCAGAGCCGUUAUCCCCUGCACCCACCGCUGCAAAAAUGGCGUCAGCGAACCGGGUCCGCGCGUUGACAUUAAUUUUCUUGACUGUCACUGGUUGUUUUGUCACCUCGACAAGUGGCAAGGAAGGGUUCGAGGAGACCGUCAUCAGUGGCCUGCGUCUGGAGGACACGGACGACAUUUCCUUCAUGGAUAAAGGCUACUUGCGGGUGAGUGAGCGCUCUCGGAUCAAAUUAAGAGUGUACGGGCAGAACAUCAACAACGAGACCUGGUCCAAGAUUGCUUUCACGGAGCACGAGAGGAACCAGGCGGGGCUGAGCCUUGACAGCUCCUCGGGGGAUAACCACAGCCAAGAGGACUUCUCUGGCUCGCAUCCUUGCGGCAUCAGGACUUCAGAUAUCAUCAUAUUACCAAACAUUGUUGUGAACCGAAAGACUUCAGGAAUAGUUGAGAUCGAGGUCAAACCUCUGCGGAAGACGGAGAGGAGCAAAGCCUAUUACCUUUGCAUCGCCACCUCCGCACCUGCCGCGGCUGGAAUGCAUGACCCGUGGACGGAGAACACCUGGAUUUACCACGACGGCGACGACACCAGGGUGAUCGUAGUGGAGGAGAAAAAGUUUUUACUACCUUUCUGGCUCCAGGUCAUCUUCAUCUCAAUGCUGCUGUGUCUGUCGGGCAUGUUCAGCGGCUUGAACCUGGGCCUCAUGGCUCUGGACCCCAUGGAGCUCCAGAUAGUUCAGAACUGUGGCACGGAAAGGGAGAAAAACUACGCCAAAAAGAUCGAGCCUGUCAGGAGCCAAGGGAAUUAUUUGCUUUGCUCGCUUCUGCUCGGUAACGUGUUGGUGAACACGACGCUGACCAUCCUGCUGGAUGAUAUCGCUGGUUCAGGCUUGAUAGCUGUGGUCAUGUCCACCAUUGGAAUAGUCAUCUUUGGGGAAAUCGUGCCACAGGCCAUAUGCUCCCGACACGGCCUGGCCGUGGGUGCCAACACCAUUUUCCUGACAAAGUUCUUUAUGUUGCUCACCUUCCCUGCUUCCUACCCAGUGAGCAAACUGCUCGACUACCUGCUGGGGCAGGAGAUCGGAAUCGUGUACAACCGGGAGAAGCUUCUGGAGAUGCUGCGUGUUACGGAUCCUUACAAUGACCUGGUCAAGGAGGAGCUCAACAUCAUCCAGGGUGCCCUGGAGUUGAGGACUAAGACCGUGGAAGUUGUGAUGACGCCUCUUCGAGAUUGCUUCAUGAUACCUUGGGACGCCACCCUUGACUUCAACACAAUGUCCGAAAUCAUGAAGAGUGGAUACACGCGCAUUCCGGUCUUUGAGGGCGAGAGGUCCAACAUAGUAGACCUUCUCUUUGUCAAGGACCUGGCCUUUGUUGACCCGGAUGAUUGCACGCCACUCAAAACCAUCACAAAGUUUUAUAGCCACCCGUUGCACUUUGUCUUCAAUGACACCAAGCUGGAUGCAAUGCUGGAAGAGUUUAAGAAAGGACACGUGGGAAUGGUGGAAGUGCAAGACUUAAGGUUAUCAGGAAAAUCCCAUCUGGCCAUAGUUCAGAGGGUCAACAAUGAGGGUGAGGGAGACCCUUUCUACGAGGUUCUCGGUAUUGUCACCCUGGAGGACAUUAUUGAGGAAAUCAUCAAGUCAGAGAUCCUGGACGAGACAGACUUGUACACUGACAACAAGACGAAGAAGAAAAUCACCCAUCGCGACAGGAAGCAGGAUUUCUCGGCCUUCAAGCCUACCGACAAUGAAAUGAAGGUUAAAAUAUCACCUCAGCUUCUGCUGGCUACCCUGCGUUUCCUAGCAACAGAGGUAGACCUGUUCGCACCACCACAAAUGUCUGAAAAGAUUCUACUGCGCUUGUUGAAGCAUCCCAAUGUCAUCCAGGAGCUGAAAUACGAUGAGAAGAGCAAGCGGGCGCCUGAGCACUACCUCUUCCACAGGAACAGACCUGUGGACUAUUUCAUCCUCAUUCUGCAGGGCAAAGUGGAAGUGGAGGCAGGAAAAGAGGGUAUGAAGUUUGAAGCUGGACCAUUCUCUUUCUAUGGAAUGCUGGCUCUCACUGUCUCACCAGUCCCGCUGUCUCUUUCGCGAACAUUUGUCAAUAGGGGCGAUUCAUUAGCUGGAUCACCAGAGAAUAAAUCUCCACCAAGGCCGUUUGGAAUAAACCACUCGGACUCCCAGAACAGGAGCGAUCGAAUAGAUGCCAUCACUCCGACUUUGGGCAGCAGUAACAAUCAACUGAACUCCUUCCUGCAGAUCUACGUACCUGACUACUCUGUCAGAGCAUGCUCGGACCUAUAUUUUAUAAAGGUAACACGGCAGCAGUACCAGAAUGCCUUGAUGGCGUCGCGCAUGGACAAGACGCCGCAAUCCACAGACAGCGAGUUCACCAAGAUCGAGCUUACGCCGAACGAGCUGGAGACUUCCAUUACGCUCGCCGGCCCCGCCGGCCACGCCCCAACUGUGACUGUAGCCUUGGCUAACGAGGCUUCCCACCUUCUCAACCAGCAGCACAAUUGCGUGGGUGUGAGCAGGAGCAACCACAGCGCGCACAACGAGUGGCCCAUCUAGCCCGGCGCUCAGCUCGGUGGAGGCCCGGACCCUCCGCCUUCCUGUCUGACGGACGCACAGUGCAGUGGUGUAGCUAGAAAGAUCGCAGGGGAGCGUGAGCGAGCAGAGUGAGGAUGCUGCAUCACCUCAGUCACUUGGCCCACCCCCCCACAAAGGAUGGGCAGUGGGGGGGAGACGUGUGGUGAAUUCCCCCACCUGUUGGCAGCCCUGUUCCACUACACCUUCUUAAGAUGGUGCUGUGACUGAAAUUCCUUUUGGGACGAUUUGACACUUUCAUAGCGGUAACUUGGACAAGAGGACAACGGACUGCAUGCAAACCUGACACCCCUCACUCCUCCCACACACACAGAUGCACUCACACACAUUCACACGCACACACACACACACCAUAUCUUCCACCCAGGCCAAAGACCUUGGUCCUCCCGUGAAUGGCCGUGAAUUUUUUUUUUUUUUACACUGGACACACACACACACACACUCCCAAAUAAAUGUCACCUUUUUGCAUCUUUCAGGGAAACUCAGUGGACGUUUGAUCCCAUCAACAUGGACUCCAGAGGGCAAUGGUUUGGCAAAGACUGCACCAAAAACCGCUUUGAGAGAAACCAUUACAUCAUAAACCAAGAAUGUUUUCCUGUAUUUAUUUAUUUUAUAAUAUUGUAUGUAUAUAUAAAGAUAUAUAUGUGGUGUGACAUUAAAGUGGCAAUUAAGCAUGCACGUCAUACCAGAGAGGACAUGCUACAUAAUAUGGAGCUAAACAUCCAUUGGUGUAUAUGAGGGGGCAAAGGUCUUUUACAGAAACAGUAUGUAUAUUACAGAUUGUCUUAUUUUUACUAUUGUGUAUUCUAAAUUGGGCUUUUUCACCUUAAAAAAAAAUCACACUAUUGCCUUUAAGAAAACAAAUCAUAACCUUAAUUAUUUUUAACAAAGUGCAAUGAAGAGAAAUUUAUUUAAGAGAUGAUUAAUAAUAAUACAAAAAAAUGACUGUAUUGUAAAUUGACAGCUAUAUGUAUUUGUAUGUAUGCUCUGUAGUUGUCUGUUUGUGUUUGAAAGAUAGGAAAUACAAAAUCCACAUGCAAAUUUCCCUUAAUUUCAAAUUGGAGGCCUCUCGUGGUUGUGACCUCGGACAAGUCUACUGCACGUUCAAGUGUGAGUUCUGAUGCGUUGUGGGAACAGUGAUGUCAACGUGAAAGCGCCAUCACAGCGCCAAUGCGCUUGGGAGUAAAGUUUUGUAAGAGUGUUUUUUUUGUGCCAAUUUUACAUUUAAUCAAACUUGACUAUUGCACAGUAUUAAUGACCUCAUCUAACAUGUUGAGCAUCAUCAACGUCACAAGAAGAAACCUCGACAUUAAAUAUGUCCACAGAUGACACAUGACAUUCCUUAUCCACUCCGUAGUUUUGUUUCUUGUUGUUUGUCUUCUUGUCACAUGACACUCCACAACCAUGCCUGAUCUUAGUUCAUAAAGGUUUUUUUGACAGCAGUGAAUGUGAGAAGAGUGUUGUGGCGGCUAUCACAAUGCAGAUCAUAAUCCAUGUUUAAUAACUGUUCAGUGACAUCAAAGCUGUUGUUUCAUGUUUCAUUCUGCUGCGGCUGCCAUUAAAAGAUUUACAGUGA